Messenger RNA from Oncorhynchus mykiss (rainbow trout), 7594 nucleotides. Its product is annotated as oxysterol-binding protein-related protein 6. Gene Ontology annotation, cellular component: perinuclear endoplasmic reticulum; cytosol; plasma membrane. NCBI's taxonomy places the organism in Eukaryota, Metazoa, Chordata, Actinopteri, Salmoniformes, Salmonidae. Gene Ontology annotation, molecular function: cholesterol binding. The record is from RefSeq and is a predicted model, not a curated record.
CAGUGCUGCCUGCCAGUAGUAAUCGUCUCUGAUUGACUGAGAGAUUCAAGGAGCUGUCAUUGUUUAGUAACAUAGCAGAUGCAACGCAUUGAAUACAUAUUUUUGCUUAGUCACAGAAGCUUUUUACUACAGUGUAGUCCCACAUCAUAUGAAGGAAUGUGUCUACCUGAUUUAGGGGACAGUGUGAACAGUUGGGGCCAAUUUCAUCGGAAAACUUUUCCUUGGUGUUAAAUACAGUCUGAACAAACCUAAAAUGUAUAAGAUGAUUGUUCGGAUUACGGGAUGCCAAGGUCAUAUUUUUUUUCAUAUUCUCUUCCAGUUCAAGGGUUGUUCAGAUUCAAUUAGAUCUGUGGAAUAUACUUUUUUUUAAUGGCUAGCUCAGAAUAUGAGCAUUCCAAAAGUAGUUUUUGUAUUGGAGUCCUUUUGGGAGCCUAGAAAAUGUAUUUAUAAAUCCCAUCGUUGGAUGGUUGGGUUUCCCAAGGGACUCCAUUGGUUAGAAUUAGCCUAUGGAGAUGGGUAUUUUCGCAUUUCACAUAACACGCAUUACCUGUCGUUGUUGAUGAACCCAUCUGUGUCAUCAGGGCAGUAACUCGGGUCACUAUCAGAGGCCUUAUGAUGGCGUGUCCUUUUCAUAGUAGUCGAGGGAGACUGGAAACAACGGAGGUGUCACAAGGGUACUUGUUGCACAGCACUUUUAUCCUGAGGUCUUGCCUGACAAGCAGUGAAAAUUAGCAAGUGAACAGUAAAUUAAAUCAUUUUUGGAAAUCGCUAAAACAUUGCAUUCACAUUGCUGGACAUGUUAUGAUACCCACCCUUGCUCCUUCUGGUAGGUCCAAGGAUCCGUUCAUGACCAAGGAUCAGUCUGGCACUCAACUAUGCACUUUGUCUAACAGAAAAAAACAGGGUCAACUUUUUUUGUUUGGCAUACAUUUUAAAGUGAAAAAAAACUGAGUCAAAGUGUAAUUCCGUUACUGUGGAAUUGUGUGCGCGCGUGUGUGUGUGUGGGGAAGGGCUUUGGCUGGAUGAAUCAACAAGCCCAGGGAGACUCACGGCUGUCUGUGCUUGUUCCAGUGCCAUAAUCAACAGCAUCACAGCAAGCAGCAGUCCACCUUACUUCCCCAUCAUCAUCUGCCCAUGACAGGGAUUUUGGCUGCUACUACCAUGAAUGAAAACUGGGAUGUUUUUUUUCUCCCGUAUAGCCUACAGUCUCAACAUUAAGACCAGGCCUAUUUUUGCAUUUGUCUAAUCAUGCACUCGUUCUUUGUGCUGCUCUGGUCAAGGAAAUGCAAAUACACGAGUAACAUCAAUGGUAAAGCACUGCGUCGUUCACUUUUUAUUUGUUUAUUUUGUCCUUCGUUGUCUGUUUUGGCUAAUAAGGUCUGUCCCAUUUUAAGGGGAUUUAACGAUCACAUUUUAUAAUGGACCUAUUGGAUUUGACGUCCUUGGGAGCAGGCAGCGUUCAGUAAAUAGUCAACACCUUUUCAACAGCUGGAGAGAGGAGAGACAGUAUUUACACAGAUGUAUUACUGUCAAUCCAUGACACAGGAAAGAGAUGACGGUUUGACGAAUAAGAUCUUUUUGAAAGAUGAGAGGAGCGUGAGCCGGGGAAAGCGUGCUGCAGAGCUGCAUCAGAUAAUGCUGUUUACCCACAUGGCCUGGAGCCGCUGCUGAGGGAGGAACAGCCGAGUCCAGUCAGAAAGCCACAGAGAGGGGUGCUACAGGGAGGGAAGCCAUGUCCUACCACCACCACAGGAACCCCAGCCAGAGCAGCCACCGCACCAUGAGCGCCGAGGAGAGGUGCUCUACGCCCGUCCACCACCACAAGGCGUCCACGCCCACACACAAAAGCGCCUCGUCCUCCUCCUCGUACCAGCGCGACACCCGCCAGGAGGCAGACAGCUGGGAAAUCAUUGAGGGACUGAGAAUCGGCCAGAGCAACGUCCAGAGGCCAGAUAAACACGAGGGCUUCAUGCUGAAGAAGCGAAAAUGGCCACUGAAAGGCUGGCACAAGCGUUUUUUUGUCCUGGACAAUGGGAUGCUGAAGUACUCCAAGUCGCCCAUUGAUAUUCAGAAAGCCAAACUGCAUGGCUGCAUUGAUGUGGGUCUGUCAGUCAUGUCCAUCAAGAAGAGGGCCCGCCGCAUUGACUUGGACACAGAGGAGCAUAUCUACCACCUCAAAGUGAAGUCUCCAGACAUCUUUGACUCCUGGGUGGUCAAGCUGCGCCACCACCGUCUCUACCGGCAGAACGAGAUUGUCCGCUCCCCCCGAGACGCCACCAUAAGGACGUUCCCUCCCCCUGCCACCACCGAGUCCCCCAUCCCACACCCCCACCCUCAGCCAGCCCCCACCCCCAUUGCGGGACAACAUGACGUAAAGGUGGGCCUCUCUUCCCUGGCGGUUACCUCGGCACAGUUGUUCUCUGCUGUGCAGCCCAAACCCACCACCCUUCCAUCAUGGCAGUCCCCCCCAGUCCCUAGCAGCAGCAGCCUGCCGGCCUCCUACAGUAACGGACAGAGCAAAGUGGCCGCAUGGCUUCAGGAGUCGGAGGAGAUGGACAAGUGUACAGAGGAGCUCGCCCGCUGCCAGUCCAGCCUGAUAGAGCUGAGCAAGUUACUGCAGAGCCUGGAGAUCUUACAGAGGACCCAGUCGGCUCCUAAUUUCACUGACAUGCAGAGCAAUUGUGUAGACAUGUCAAAGAAAGACAAGCGCAUGAACAGAAGAUGGAGAACAAAAAGUGUCGGCAAAGAUGCAAAAUUGCAGCUUCAGGUCCCAUCUCUCCCUGUGAGUGCCAGCAUGUCUCCAGUUCGCCUCCACUCCUCAAACCCCAACCUGAGUGCUGAGCUGGUGGACAUCCAGACCCCUGCCUCUCGCCUGGCUCCUGACAACAUAGAGUGUGGAGGCGACUACAUCAAACUGCAGGAGGACUUCUGCCUCAUCGCUCAGAAAGUCCACUCUCUGCUAAAGUCUGCGUUCAACACAGUGGCCAUAGAGAAGGAGAAGAUCAAAACGAUGUUAUCAGACCAGGAUCAGUCAUCAGGGCAGUCUGUCCAGCUCAUCACCCUCAGGAAGUCUCUGUCACAGGUGAGACAUGCCCUGUCCCAAAACGCCGAGCUUAAAACCCGACUGGGCCGCAUCCACUCUGAGUCGGUCCUGUCUGAACAAACAGUCAGUGUGAACAUCAUUCCCAGUUCUGACGAGGCUGGUGAGCAGAUGGGAAUCCCUCUGACACAACAGACGUCCAAUGAGAGCAGGCUGUCCAUGUCCGAGUCUGUGUCCGAGUUCUUCGACGCCCAGGAAGUGCUUCUGUCUGCCAGCUCGUCGGAGAACGAGGCCUCAGAUGAUGAGUCAUACGUCAGCGAUGUGAGCGAUAACAUUUCAGAGGACAAUGCCAGCGUGACCGAUAACGUCUCCAGACAAAUGCUGAACGGAGACCUGGCAGGAAGUGCCUUCCGUAACGGGCGGCGCCCGUCCCUCCCCGCCCCCUCGCCGGACUGCAGCAACAUCAACCUGUGGAACAUCCUGAGGAACAACAUAGGGAAGGACCUGUCCAAGGUGUCCAUGCCCGUGGAACUCAACGAGCCCCUCAACACCCUGCAGCACAUGUGUGAGGAGCUGGAGUACACUGAGCUAUUGGACAGAGCUGCCGAUACGGAGGACCCCUACGAACGCAUGGCCAUUAUGGCGGCGUUCGUCAUCUCAGGAUACUCCUCCACGUACUACAGAGCGGGAAGCAAGCCAUUCAACCCUUUACUGGGAGAGACGUAUGAAUGUAUCCGUGAGGACAAGGGCAUGUGUUUUAUCGCUGAGCAGGUGAGCCACCAUCCACCAAUCUCAGCUUGUCACGCUGAUUCCAACAAGUUCACCUUCUGGCAAGAUGUCAGAUGGAAAAACAAAUUCUGGGGGAAAUCCAUGGAAAUCCUCCCCAUUGGCACAGUCAAUGUUAUGCUACCAAGCUUUGGGGACCACUAUGAGUGGAACAAGGUCACCACCUGCGUGCACAACAUCCUAAGCGGCAGAAGGUGGAUCGAACACUACGGGGAGAUCACCAUUAGGAACACCAAAAGCAGUGCCUGUAUCUGCAAGCUCACUUUCGUCAAGGGAAAUUACUGGAGUUCUAAUGUCAAUGAGGUUCAAGGGAUCGUGAUGGACCAAGAGGGGAAGGUAGUGCAUCGGCUGUUCGGAAAAUGGCAUGAGGGCCUUUACUGUGGAGUCCCGCCCUCUGCCAAAUGCAUCUGGAGGACAGGCUCCAUGCCCACCGAUUACGAGCUGUAUUAUGGCUUCACCAGGUUUGCCAUUGAGCUCAAUGAGCUUUGCCCUGAGAUGCAAGAUCUGCUACCACCCACAGAUGCCCGCUUCAGACCCGAUCAGAGGCACCUGGAGGAGGGCAAUGUGGAAAUGGCUGCCUCAGAGAAGCAGCGUAUCGAAGACCUGCAACGCACCAGAAGGAAGUGGCAAGAGGAGAAUGACAUAAAGCACGAGCCACGCUUCUUCAAGAAAGUGGUUGAUGCCAAUCAUAGGGAGCGCUGGGUCACCAACAACACCUACUGGGAGCUUCGCAAAUCCCCCGGCUUCAUCAACAUGGAAAACCCUAAUCUAUGGUAGCAUAUGGAUCGCUAUACAGACCAUAUCAUCACCGCUGACAGAGGCUUUUUCCUAUGCACAAUACGGUUUUCAAAUGAACCUCUCAUUGACAAGAUGACAGUGUGGAAGGAUACAAAAGACUUCAGAGCUGAGAGAUGAGUUGGACCAUCCGUCACCCUGUUUGGCACUGCAGCCAACCAGUCACCCAUCCAAGUAUCCUCUUGGAUCCCCCCCAUUGAGCUUGCUGCAGAGGCUGGGUUGUCAGGGCAACAAUCUUACCACGUAGAUCUAUCCUAAACUGUUUUGACUUCAGAGUAUGUCCUUGCCUUAAAAAGUCACCUAUCCACACCACACAUUUUAAAGCUUUUAGUGAAACCCACUUGAGUUCUGAAAGCAGUUUGAUUUAGACUAGUGUUUGGAUUAGGCUUUUGAUUACCUAUUACUGUAUGUAUCAUGCAUGUUUAGAGUGCAGCUUUCAUUGGCAUAUGCUAUAUAGACUAUAACAAAAAUAAAAUUGAAAAAAGUCUGAUAUUUUUGCAAAAAUAUCGUCAACUCAUAGAAUUUAGUGAAAAUGUAACUAUUAUACAAUAUUGGCAAGAUUGCUCUUAUUUUUGGAUCGGCCUUUUUGUAUUAGUUGAAUCUGUAUCGUAGCUGUAUUCUCUCUUGGGACACAUUUUUGUUUUUGCAGUUCAUUUGUUUUAGUCACUGGUAUUGAUGGACGUUGCUGUAUCCUGAGAGGUUUCCUCAGCAACUCCAAAAAGACAAACCCCUUGAGCGGAGACUUUUAGUUCCAGUUUGCCUGGAAGAGGAGCAUCAUUACAAGCCCAACUGCUGAUGCGUAAGCACUGACCUGAGAAACAACUUCCUUUUUGACCCUUCAUGUCACUCACCACAACUGUUAUUGCAAACCACAUGUAUAGACUUUACUUCUUCCCCUUUACAGCUCACAUUCAAACUAGUUUUAAUAGUUUAAGUUAAAAAAAUAAAAGUUUUAAAAAGUCAUUAUAAAUAUAAUUGUAAUGUUCUUUAAUUUCCUGUACUACAAUUUCUGUGUUUUUUGCUGUUUGCAGUUUAGCCUGUAGUAUAACUGAAAGGACAUGUGUAAUACUAACACUCAGGACGUCUCAUGAUGAUCUGAAGAGAUUCCUACCCAGAACGGUUGGCCUUGUGCCAUACCCUUCUGAGGAAUCAAUUUAAAACCUGGUCACUUAUCUGGAUACAUGGUUACACGAAUCAUCUUUGAUUCUGUCCAUAUAUAGUGAGGGAGCCAGUGGGCUCGUCAAAUGUAUUUCCGUUCCACUUGAGUCCGGUCUCGCGUUACUUUCCUGACCAAGCCACUAACUGAAAUGUCAUAGUGAAAGUGGAGUCCUCCUGUGGCAGUAUAGAGGUCAAUGUGUCCUCUACUGGGAACCACAUGACUCAUGACCAUUCGACCGUCACAACUACACCAGACUGACUACCCCCACUUAUACAAUUAGUGUUUUAUGAAACACUAGAGCCACCUACUGUCAGUUCUUUGAAAACACUUUACAUGAAUUCAUAUGUAUGUGGAAAUCUGUUAUGUAGAGGCCAAGGGCUUGAGUAAGUCAAACAACUUUUAUUACGUUGUUUUAGAAUGUUCAGAACUUUCUGCUUUUGCAAAUGGCAGAAUGUGGAUGUUAAAGCCAAAGACCAACAUUUUAAUAAAUAAAAAUAAACUUGUUCAAGUUCUGUGGUUUUAAUUAGGUAGUUACGACACAGCUAAUGCUAUUUAUUAUAUUUGAAUAUCCUUUAAACAUGUGUCCAGUUCCUAGAGAGUUUAUCCUUUACACCAACCAAUACAAUUGAAACAGUUUAGAUCUUUUACUGCCAAACAUUUCAGCUUUAAUGUAUAUUUGAUGUUCCCCUCCCUCUGUCACUGUGUUAAAGUCAAUACACUAUGGUGACAUUUUUUACAUUACCACAGAAUCUGUAGUGAACAACAUUUUUACAUUGGGAUUAUAUUUACUUGUUCUUUGAAUUGUUUUGUCCAGAAUGAAGCCUGAAAUCGAAACAGGAAAAGUGUUUUUAUGUAAGAAAUAUGUUGAAUUUAAAUGUUCAAUUGUAAAGAAAACUAUUAUUUUGUGUGCAAUAUCCUGUGCAGUACUGCAGAUUAGAUCCCAAAAAUUAUAGAUAUGUAUUCAGAAAUCAAUUGUCAGUGUCAAUUCCACUUUCUGUGCCUUAAUACAUUUUUAUUAACGCGUCUCACACAAUACUGAUAAGAAACCCCAUACAAGCCAGAUAAGAAAACCAUUUAAAAUCCAAUAAACUACUUUCCCCACAGAGUAUUAUGUACUAAAUAACGACGGUCAGGGAAUGAAAAUGUUCUGAAUGCGUUACAUUACACCAAGGAGGGAAUGUUGUGGUCUGAGAUCUUGUUAAGAGGGAGGGAGAAUGGGAGACUGUGGUCACACUCAAUUGACAUUACCCAUAAAUAAUCUAGAAAUUCCUUAUUUUCUGUGCAGCCACGCCCACUCAUUUGUGAUCACUGUUAUUGGCAGUGCACUACAUGUAAACAGCGGAAUAUUCCUAUCUCUUUUGGAUUAGAUUUAUGCAAAGGCUACACCAUCCACUCUAACACCAGUACUUUGUUCAUAAGGACAUUUGAGGAUAAUGUACUUUGUAAAGUUUUAGUUCUAGAUUAAUACAUUGUUUUCAGAGAGACCAGGAAAAAAAAAUAAGAGACUUGUUUCAUCAGAGUAGAACAGCUAGACCUGAGUAAUUCAUCAGUUACAAUGUUUAUAUCUGCAUGUUUAAAUGACAUAGCCUGCCAAUGAAUGUUGCAAAUGCCUUACGAAAUAUGUUAUUUUCUCAAUUGGGCUUUUUCUUUUGAAUUUUGGACUGACUUGUACCACUACGCACUGUGUCAGCUGAAUUCUAUCUAUUUUCUAAUGGGUACCUUCUAAAGUGCAAUUGUCAAAGUACAUAUCUUUCCAUGACCACUGUACACUGCUGCUACAUAGUGCUUGUUCUAAUAAAAAUACAUAAAACUCA